UGCGUAAAAGCCGUGAGUAAUUGGGGAUGUGGUCCGCCGUGCAGAGGAGAAAGUUUGAAUAGACAGUGAGUGGCCCGGCAGGCUGAUUAAGAGGGACUUCCUUCCUCCGCCGGCACUGUUGUGGAGCAAGGGCUGGUUUAUAAAUGCGAGCUAAACACUUUGCCAGACAAACACGUCUCGUCCAGGACCGCUGGACCGCGCCACAGCUCCAACAACAACAGAGGUUCAAACAUGAGGGAUGUAACGGGACUGUUUGCUGCCGUGUUGGUUUUCCUGUUGGGAAGAGCCGGCGGGAUAGAGCAGAAUAACGGAUACUGUAUUGGGACCAAGUGUUUCGCGGUGGCCCAAGAAUCCAGCGAUUUCACGACAGCGCAGAGGCAAUGUAGAUCUAAAGGGGGCCACUUAAUGACAGUGCGCUCAUCUGUAUCACAUGAUGUUCUUUUUAUCUUGUUGGGGAAUUCGACGGGGCGGUUCUGGAUCGGUUUGCAUUUAAGCAGCGGCUGUCCUGACGUUGUUCCAGCACUGAGGGGCUUCCAGUGGGUGACCAAGGACAUUCAGAGCGACUUCUUCAACUGGGCGCCGGGUUUUGACACCAGCUGCUCUUCUCCUCGCUGCGUCUCAGUUUCCAGAGGGGGCGACUUUACAUGGGUACAGGAGCCAUGUGGCGACCAGGCGGCCGGGUUCCUCUGUGAGAUCGACUUCAUUAACCCGUGCACUGGUCUGGAGCUUGCACUGGGCGACUCAGUCGUCUACAGUAACCCCAUGGGGUUUUGGGGCGAGGAUUGGGUGUCUGUGCCCCCUGGAAGCACCGCCAUUCGCAUGCCAUCUGAGAUUAAAUACGUCUGCUUCUCCGAGACGUGGCUGCAGGCGCCCUGGAGAUGCGAGAUCAGCGAGGGAGGGUGUGAGCACAAAUGCGCAACGGACCCAAACAGGGUCCCCGUGUGUUACUGUCCGAAGGGACAAACCGUCAACCCUGCAAAUAAAGUGACUUGCGAAGUGGGCAUAGAAGACCCGUGCCAAGACCUGAGCUGCGCGCACGCCUGUUACGCGACCGGAGAUUCCUACGCGUGCUUGUGCGACCACGGCUUUAAACUGGCUGCGGACGGCAGGUCGUGCGUGGACUUCAAUGACUGCACGGACCAGCGCCAGUGUCCCGGAGAGAAUUUCAUGUGCGUCAACACCCUGGGUGGGUUCCAAUGCGUCUGCCAGGCUGGAUACACGAUGACCAGCAGGCUGUGCGUGGACCAGGACGAGUGCGCGUCCGCCCCUUGCGAGCACUCGUGCAAAAACACUCCUGGCAGCUACUUGUGCUCGUGUUACGAUGGAUAUGAAGUGGAUCCAACGGCACCGGACAAGUGUCGGCUCUUCUGCGGGAUGGAGCGGUGCGCUGCGGAGUGCGACCCGAAUGACGCGCUCAUCUGCUACUGCCCCCCAGGUUACAUCUCUGAGGAGAGAGGGGGCGUGACAGUUUGCAUUGACUUGGACGAGUGUGAGCUUCAGUUUUGUGAGCAACGCUGUGAAAACAAAUUUGGCGGCUACGUGUGCUCGUGCUAUCGAGGAUAUGAGCUGCAAGACGAGUACAUGUGCGUAGCAAUCGAAGAUUUCACAGGUGAAGCAGAGACCACAGCUCCAUUUACAUCGUCAUAUUUACCCUACCCCGACCCAACGAGUCGACCCUCGGGGGUGUCAGUGGGGGCUUUCGUUGGGAUAAUACUGUGUACUGUCUUUUUUAUCGUGUCGCUGGUUUUUCUGGCGCAUCACAUCCUGAACCGCAGAGGGAAGAUUGACCGCGCCAGUGCGCUCACGGCGCGCGAGGAUGAGGCGCACGGUUUACGUCAACUAACCAGUUACACUUAAAAACACCUGAGAGAGAGAGAGAGAGAGAAAGAGAGAGAGAGAGAGAAGAAAUGCGAAUCCACUGUCCAGAGCCACCGAGACAUGGACAGAUGAUAACAGAUAUGGAGGACAGCGAUGUUGUUAUGUCAUUGGAGCAACAAGUCACUUUAAACUAACUCAACUAUAAAAUUUGAAAAAUCUGAAUGAAGGAAAAGUCUGUUUCUCUUUUUUUGUCUCUGUCCCUUCAGACACAGGCGGAGUGCCCCACCAUGUGGACGAACACUUGAGUUACAGGUCACCAGGGCAGAGAAACGGCUGCAAAAUGGGUUUUAUAUAUUAUUACUUCAGUUUUGAAAGAUCAGUGGUACAUGUACACAAUCCUUCACAAUGAUGAACCAAAUGAAACCCAUGACGUCAGCACACAUUGCAUUUAUAACUCACAGCAACCCAAGAUCAUAAAGAGACAGGUAUAAGUGAAAAUGUAUUGAACAGUAGCCUCUUAAAAUACAUCACACAAAACAAGGAAACAUAUAAAUACUAAACAACGAUAGGCAGUAGUUAUUGCAGUGUGACUGUACCAAUACAGAUAUAUGAAAAACUAGUAGCCUUUUCCACUACAAGAAGUAUCUUGUAUAACGUUUGAAGUGAUACAAGUAUAUUAACACACAGUGAUGGACAAAUGUAUGUUUAAAUAUUUAUCAAUAACAUACAUGCACAUAGCAUAUCAUAUCAUAUAGAAUAUGUAUUGUGUAGAUAUUUAAAUAUAACUUCAUUUAAUUUUACAAUUGGUAUUAUACAUAAAUGUAUAUCUACAUAUAUCCAUGAGAUGUAGCUGUGUGAAAAUAAUAUAUCAUCUAAGAGGCAACAUAAGGAACCACACAACCAUCAUUCUUGAUAUAUAGCAUAUACCACAUUAUUAAAUGGGCAUUUAAAGCACAGUAAAAGUAGUCGGUUGCCUCUCACCAGUAAGUAGCAGUACUACAUGUUGUGUUUAGCAGUGAUAUUAGAGGUAGUAAGCAGGUUAGGGUUAGGGUUAGGGUUGGGGUUAGGGUUAGAGAUUUAGAAGUAGUCAGACAGUUGCAAGGUGGUGGAUGUCGCCAGAGUUUGAGCAGAAACUGUGAGUGGAGGAUAAACGAGUGUGUGAAAGAGGAAGAGUGCCAAGUUGUGAAAUUCCUCUAUUUUGUCAGAGUCGAUGGCAGGUCAGGUAGGACUGAGUGUAGCGAGCAGCAGAUAUUUACACUGUCAAACUUUGUUUAGUGUUGCGUGUACACACCAGGUAUUACGGUAACAGCGGGUCAGAGAUGAUUUCAGAAUAAAAGCUCCGGUCCGUUGACAAUUCAAUUAAUAGUACAGUUUCCAUUAUAAACCCUCCCUUUUUGUAAUGUUUCGUUCUCUUCACCUGUGUUAAAGCUCUGGAGCUACUUCAGAUAUAAUCCUUGUCAUUAGUGACUCUUUUUUAUAAUCAGUCUAUGCUACAGAGAGAAGUUUAUCUUCAUUAUAUCUGGUUUAUCUAGUGAAGAUUUUAGAGCCAAUGUUUUUCAUAAAAUCCAACAAAUUGUUUAAUUACUGUUUAAUGUGUGUGGCUUAUACAUAGGUUUGAAUUAUUUUCUUAAAUGGUGUUGUUUUUUCAUA
Pleuronectes platessa (European plaice) is the source of this 3468-nucleotide messenger RNA. RefSeq names its product thrombomodulin. Gene Ontology annotation, cellular component: extracellular matrix; membrane; external side of plasma membrane. The coding region runs from base 232 to 1857 and encodes 541 amino acids. Gene Ontology annotation, molecular function: extracellular matrix protein binding; extracellular matrix binding; transmembrane signaling receptor activity. Gene Ontology annotation, biological process: cell migration. The record is from RefSeq and is a predicted model, not a curated record. NCBI's taxonomy places the organism in Eukaryota, Metazoa, Chordata, Actinopteri, Pleuronectiformes, Pleuronectidae. The transcript has a single exon.